AUGUCCGAAAGUAUAUCACUGUCUCGUGAUUUAAAAAAACGACAUAGAAGUACAAGCAAAGAAAGAGAACAUCGUUAUCAUCGAUCACAUCAUGAUGAACAUGAAACAAAACAUCGACAUUCAUCAUCUAAACGAUCACAAUCACCUGAUUCAAAACAUAAAAAAAUUGAUGAAACUUAUAAAGUAAAAAAACAAAAUGAUAAUAAUGAUAUUUUAGAACGAAAUUCAACAGUUAAUAAAACGACAACAACAAUGACAAAUUAUAGUAAACUUUAUGAAACAAAUUCCUCAAAACGUGUACCAUUCUCACUAGAAGCAAUGCUUGAAAAAAAUAAAAAAGAACAAGAAGCAACCGCAAAGCCCAAAUUUGUAACUAAACAAGAACGUGAAGCUACAGCAUUACAGCGACGACAAGACGAAGUGGAAGUAGUGCGUCAACGCAAUGAAGAAUUGCUUAAAAAACAUGAUACAUUCGGUAAAGAAGCUCAACGAACUGUUGUAAAAGAUGAUCAAGGACGCGAUCGAUAUCGACAUGAAAAAGUUGUUCACAGAGAUCGAUCAAGUAGCUCAAUUCAUCGUUUAAAUGAUCGAAAAUUUGUUUUUGAUUGGGACGAUAAGGAAGAUACAGCCGUUGAUUAUAAUCCAGUCUAUAAAGAAAAACAUCCAAUACAAAGCUUUGGUCGUGGUCGUGCAGAAGAUAUUGAUACUGAUAAACAAGAAGAAGAAGAUCGAGUAGCAAGCCCUUUGCUAUCUUUUCGAGAAAAAGAUGAAAACAAUCGUUAUGAUGAACGUCAUUGGUCUGAGAAGAAUUUGAAAGAAAUGACUGAACGAGAUUGGCGUAUCUUUAAAGAAGAUUAUGAUAUAACAACAAAAGGUGGAAAUAUUCCACAUCCAAUACGAUCAUGGAAUGAAGCUGGACUUCAACAAGACAUUCUUGACGUUAUUAAAACCUGUGGUUAUAAGGUAAUUUUAAUUUUCUAA
Molecule: messenger RNA, 981 nt
Organism: Rotaria sp. Silwood2
Lineage: Eukaryota; Metazoa; Rotifera; Eurotatoria; Philodinida; Philodinidae
Source: the annotation of a GenBank genome assembly